Stylonychia lemnae is the source of this 4995-nucleotide messenger RNA. The record is from the annotation of a GenBank genome assembly. NCBI's taxonomy places the organism in Eukaryota, Ciliophora, Spirotrichea, Sporadotrichida, Oxytrichidae.
AUGAGAAAACUGAAGGAUACAAAGGCAAGAAAUGUGAUUGAAUUUGAUAAAGAGGGAUAAGUAGUGAGAGAUAAACUGCAAGUUUUACAGGAAAGACCGCGAUACAAAAUAUAUUCAAUUGCAGAUGGCUACGAGUACUGUAAUUUCUGCAAAAGCUCUUCCAGAGAUGAGGAACUUAGAAUAAAAUGUGGGCCUAUGUAUGGGCCUAUCAAACUUAAGGACAGAGAGGCAUAUGUGCAUGAAUUAUGUGCUUUGUGGACUCCUGAAAUAUUCUUGGAUGAUAAAAAUAAGUUCAAAAAUCUUGCAAAAGCUAUUAAAAGAUGUAAGAAAAUCAAAUGUACUCUCUGUAAAGAGAAGGGAGGCGGUUUAGGAUGUUAUGUAAAAACUUGUGAUAAAAGUUAUCAUUAUUUGUGCGCGAAAGUAAGCAACUGCUUGUUUGUUAACUCAAAAUUCAUCAUUUAUUGUGAGAACCAUAGAUCUGAAGCUCCAGAUGAAUAUCUUGAAGAGGAGAAGAUUGAGGAGGAGCAAGAUGAAUAGCUUUAACAUUAUAUCUGUACAAUAUGCAAAAGUGGCCUAGAUGAGAGACAUAUAGUUAUCUGCGAGGGCUGUGAUAGAGGUUUUCACUCGAACUGCCAUCAGCCACCUGUAAAUUUGGAUUAGAUUGAUGAGGAUGAAGAUUGGUAUUGCCAAGAAUUAUAAAUGCAAUAUUUAAUAAUUAAUUUGAAGGAAUAAAUUAACUAGAAUCAAACCUUAGUAUUGAUGCCAAAGCACAAUUACACUUAAUCUGAUAGAAAUCCAAAACAAAACUCAAGGCCUGGCUUUGAAGGCAAUAGUUUUGUUAGAGAUGAUUAAAAUAUAUUGAAAUAUGUAGCCCCAGGUGAUAAGUACAGCAGAGGUGGUAAAUAGAACCAGAGAAAUCACAAUGAUUACGAAGAGGAGAAAAAGUAAGUGAACGGUAACAAAGGAUACAGUGGUAAGUAUGGAAGUCAUGAAUAGCUCGAGGAGAGUAUUGAUGACGAUUAAUACUACCAACCAUCUGGCUAAUAUCACAUUCAGAGAGGAGGGUACAACAGUUCAAGAGGAAGAGGUAGAGGUUUGGAUUCUCGUAAUUAAGAUUACAAUCAUCCAGAGGGCUAGUAUAAACAAAAAGCCCGGUUCGCUGAGAGGGGACGAGGCCGAGGACGUGGUGGAAAUAACUAUUAGUCCUAUGGUCGAGACUCUAAUCAUCAAGGUUUUGGACAACCUAUAGAUUUUUAGGUGACAAAACAGAAAAACAGAGGUAGAGGAAGAGGUGAUCGCACCUAGUUUCCUGACUACAAUAACAAUCACUGGGUUGAAGAUGAUCAAUUUGAAGAGGACUAGAAUAAUGGAUCCUAUGCACAAUAUCAGAACGUUGCAGACGAUGAAAUAUUCUAGCCGAGAUUCCUUUAAUCAUAGAAGCAAGAUAUUGAAGAGUUAUUUGAGGAAAAGGUCAUUCAAGAUAGAAGAACUAUUAACUUAUGGUCAGAUUAUAUGAAGCCAGAAUUUUAUCAGGGACCUUAGUACAUAAUAUACAGAUCAAUGAAUUCUCAAUAGCGCAAGAAGCGUAUCUAUAGCAGUGAGCUACAAGAUAUCUAAUUCCAAAGUCGAGCUUAGUUUGAGUAGAGCCAAUAGAAGGGGUAGCAGUACGGAAAGACUGAUAAAUGGAAGCUUUAGGAGGUAUACGGCUAAGACUUCGAUUUCAAGAAAGAAAAGAGAGUUGAGAACUCAUUCUGGACCAAUGAUCACAGCAAAACUAAAAAAACUCAAAAAGACAGUCGUACUAGAAACAACUAAAAAAAGGAUUCAAGAGGUAAAGGGAAAAUUGGUUAAGUCUAAGGCAAACCAAUCAGAAAGUUUGAUGGUCAAAAGGACAAGCUAUUUAAUAAGUAAAAUAGAGGCCAAGGUAAGUAAUAGUAUAAUGGAAAAGGCGGUGAGAGAAAAAACUAUGAAGAGUAUAUUGAUGACAAGCAAAUAAAGAAAGGCUUGGCUGACGGAACUCUCUUUGAGGGUAUUCUUAGAGUGAGUCAGUAUAACAGAAAGAGAGCAUUUGUUUAGGUAAACGACAUUGUUGUCGAUGUUAUGAUUGACGGCCUUAAUAGUCAAAAUAGAGCGUUAGACGGAGACACUGUUAUUAUCUCGCUCUUAGACCCUUCUAAAUGGACGAAGUUUACAUCAAACAAUGUAGUCGUUGGUAAAGAUUCUCUAGGAUAGGCUAAUAAUGCUGGUGCUGCAAAGGGAUAUACAAAUGAAACAGCUAUUGAAACUAGAAUCAUUGAUCUAGAAACACUUGGGUAAAUUGAUGAGAAAGAUCCUGACGUUGAGGAAUUAAAAGAAAUUACUGAAGAGUUCAAAAGAUAAAAAGAGCAAGAAAAAUAAGCAAGCAGCAAGUCUUCUUCUUCUCAAAGUUCUCAUUCCUCUGGCAGCGAUGAUGAAUCAGACGAUAAUGAUGAAGAGCUGAAAAAGGAUGAAGCUAUUGAUAAAGCUGAGGCUAAAGAAGUGAGUAAUAGCGGGGAAGAGAGUGAUGAGGUUGGCUAUGACUAUCUCAAAGAGGAUUAAUAAGUUUCAAGUUCUGAAGAGGAUGUUUAGAUUGAAAGACCAAAGCAGAAUUUAAGAACUAUCAAAGAAGAAAUAACUGACUCUGCUAAAAAAGAGAGAGUAUAAAAGCAAGAGAUUGUAAAAUAACCUCUUGUUGUGAGUCAGUUCACUGGAAAAACUAAGCAAGAGAAACUCAGUUAAAUAAAUUUGAUUUCCAAGGAUCUUAGACCACUAGGACUAGUUAAGGCUAUUGUCAAAAGUCCAAACAGAGAUAAAGAGCAUUUAGUCACUCUAAUCAAAUUAGAGAAUAUAGAUUUCGAUGAAAAGCAAGCAAAGGAGAUCUAAUCACUCUAUGAUACUAAAAAGAAUGCUGCAAGUUGUGGAGUUUACGCUGUACCAGUUAGCAAGAAAUUGCCAUGGAUGGCGCUUUAGUCUAUUCCAGAAGAACUUGUUUCAGAUAUUUAAAAUAAGAAAAAGCUCAAUCAAAGGUACUAUAUUGUCAAAAUGGUUGCCUGGAGAGCAUUUGCUAUUAGACCAGUCUGCAAUGUCAUUUCAUCUAUCGGUGAAGCAGGUAAUCUUGAUGCAGAAAGUUUAAGAAUCCUUAAAAUGCACGAUAUUUGGUCUGAUGAGUACGAAACUGAGGGUUAAAAAUUGAAUGAGAAAGUCCAUGAGAGUUUGAGAAUUUUCACAAAAGAUAUCGAUCCAAUAUCAGGAGAGUGGAUUAUUCCCUAAGAAGAGAUUGAAAGAAGAGUUGAUUUGAGAGAGAAGAGAAUCUUUACUAUUGAUCCAAUCACAGCUAAGGAUUUGGAUGAUGCUCUUUCAAUUGACAAAAUUAGUGAUUUCAUAUACGAGAUUGGAGUCCAUAUAGCAGAUGUCUCCUACUUCGUACAAUAAGGAACAGAACUUGAUAAAGAAGCUUAACUUAGAUGCACCUCAGUUUAUUUUGUCCAUAAGGUCUAUCCCAUGCUUCCUAGACUUCUUUGUGAAAGAUUAUGCUCUUUGAAUCCUAAAGUCGAUAGAUUAGCUUAUUCAAUAUUUUUCAGAAUGGACAUUAGAACAGGUCAAUUGGAAAAAGGUUUCGCUCCCAGAAUCUGCAGAACAGUUAUUAGAACUUGUGCUAAAUGGCACUAUCAGUUAGUCUAAGAUAUUUUAGAUGGAAAGAUCACUAAUGAAUCCUAAUUAGAGACUUAGCACAAGCCAAUAGAAGGAGUUAAAUUUUCAGAUAUGAGAGAUGACUGCUUCUUAAUGAAUGAAAUUGCCUAAAAGAGAAGAAAGAAGCGUCUUGAAAAUGGAAGUAUUUUGCUUUAAAAUAGAGAGUUUUGCUUCUUACUAGAUGGAGAUACUAAAAUGCCUCAAUCAUUCUAAGAAUCUUAUAGGAUUGAAUCAAAGUUCUUGGUUGAGGAGUAUAUGCUUUUAGCCAAUAUCUUAAUUGCAGAGCACCUUCAUCAGUAUUGCAAGGACAAGACUUUAUUGAGAGUUCAUCCAGACAUUGAAGAUGAGAAAAAGACUAAACUUAAGGAAUUCUUUGACAAAGUAGGACUUUAAUGUAUUGAUCUUACUGACUCUCAAACAUUGAGUGUUAGUCUUGAAGCUUUAAGAGACACAGGAGAUUCCGCUAAAUUCAAUGUAGCUAUGAGAAAGUUCUUAACUUGCUUGUAAUGUGCCAAGUAUAUGUGUAUUAAUGGUGCUACUGAAAAGGAGUACAUGCACUUUGGUUUGAACUUCCAGCUUUACACACAUUUUACUUCACCCAUUAGAAGAUAUGCUGAUUUGCUAGUUCAUAGAUUAGUAACUCUGACUAUUUAGCACAAAGAUGCUACCAGAGACUUGAUUGAACUAAUGGACUACUCUAAUUAUGCAGAUUUAUGCUCAGAAAAAUCUUAUAAUGCUAAGAGAGCUUCUUAGCAAUGUACAAGAUUGUUCCAUUGUCUCCUAUUGAAGUCAAAUGGGAUAAAGGUAUUUGAUUCUUUGCUAUUCGAUAUGGAUCACAGUUCAAUCAGCAUUUAUUUGGAUGAGAUAAACAUGCAUCACAAGAUCAGACUUAGAGAUGACCCCAGAGUUGAAUCCUUGAUAUUCUUUGAGGAGCACUUCAUCAUUGUGGCAUUGUUGAAAACUAAGAAAUCUGAGAACAAGGGCAGCUCUAAUCCUGAGGAAAAGAGAGACAAAUUCAAGAAAGUCAAAUCACUUGAAUAAAUUCACUUCGAUUUCCAACCUCAUGAGUAUCUGGCUCUGAAGAUCUUCGACAAGGUAAAAGUAAAGGUCGAGACAACAACUGAAUUCCCCUUGGAUAUUCAGUGCACUCUUAUGUAUACUGAGGAAGAUCAAAAGGAGUUCGAACAGAUAAGAAAGGAAAUUGAGGAUAAAGCCAAUUAAGCUAAAGUUGCAGCUGCUACAGUGGUUGUAAUUAAUGAUAUGGAGAACCUUAAUGAUGAAGUUUGA